AUGAAUAAUUAAAAAUCAAAGAAAAAAAUAAAGUCUUAAAAAGAACUACACUCUAAUUCAGAAAGACAAGAUAGAUUUUAAAGUGGCAAUUUAAAGAAAGAAACAGAUAAAUCACUUUAAAGUCAACAAUCACAUAAUGACAUUAAUAAAAUUAGCAAAGAAGAACUUAUUAAAUAAUUCCCAAAUAAGAUGAUGAAUAUGCUUUCAUAAUAGUUUAAGAAAUUAGAACAGAGUUCAAGUAAUUUAAAAUUAAUACAAAUGAAUAAGGAUGUAUAACCUCCUUAUUUGAAUUUAAAUCAAAUUAUUGUUUAAUACCAUAGUGAUAUUUUCAACUAAUAUUCUUAAUACCAAUAAAGUCAAAAUCAAUUAUUGUCUGAUUAAAUUAAAGGAAAUCCUGAGAGAAAUCUAUAAUUUUAAUAAUUAUAACCCCUUAAAAUACCAAAUCCAUUUAGUUCUAAACUAUAAAGAUUAGAAGAAUUGAUACCAUAAGCAUAAUGA
Molecule: messenger RNA, 498 nt
Organism: Paramecium sonneborni
Lineage: Eukaryota; Ciliophora; Oligohymenophorea; Peniculida; Parameciidae
Source: the annotation of a GenBank genome assembly